AUGUGGUCCAGAGUCCUAAAAACCACCAUCCUCGCCUUACACCUUGGCUCUGCUAUCGCCAUGAGUGGAAGCUAUUGGAAUCCUUUCAGCCAUCUGGAUCCCACUGAUCCUCACAGUCCCCACUAUCCUAAGCCUCAUAAUCCUCUGCCUCAAUCUGAUUCCUAUCCUCAACAUGCCGACCAUGCUACCUAUCCUCCAUCUCCUGGGAGUCGCAUACCCACUUCUGGGCUAGACUAUGAUCCUCAGGACCACUUUGAUACUCAAAACUUCCCCGCUUCCCACCACGGUUACGACGACGACAACGAGUCCCUUUAUGGAUCUCACGGAUCCUAUCCCGGGUCCCGUCACGGAUCCAUUCAAGGAUCCCCUCACAGAUCCAAUCAAGGAUCCCGUCAUGGAUCAGAACCAUACCCGGAGGAGAUGCCAAACGUCGGUACCGGAAGUUUCCGCAGUGGCAUGAUCCCCCAGUGA
Molecule: messenger RNA, 471 nt
Organism: Pyricularia oryzae 70-15
Lineage: Eukaryota; Fungi; Ascomycota; Sordariomycetes; Magnaporthales; Pyriculariaceae
Exons: 1
Coding region: 1-471 (156 amino acids)
Source: RefSeq, a predicted model, not a curated record